GUGUUUUUAUUUUGACUCUCCCUUACCUACCUAAGCAUCUCGCUUCUAUUGUUCUUUCUCUCUUCCACGACCCCCUCCCAAGAAAACCAGAAAAGAAGUUUCUUUGCUUUUCCUUUGUGCAAAAUCUGGAAAGAAAGUUUCAUUAAUGCAAUUUUUGAAAUGGGUUUUUUUCAAUUUCUUCAAAGAAUUCACUUUCUUUUUGGCUCUUGGAUUUACAGGGUUGAAAGCUGAACCCGAUGAGCAAAACGAAAUGGCUGGUGGAGGGGAAGGGGGAGGAGGAAGCAAACCGACUAAAAAAUCUGCUGAAGCGUAUCUGAAGGAAGUCAGGGAGAUGUUUGAGGAUAAAAAAUACAAGUACGACAUGUUCCUUGAAGUCAUGAAGUAUUUCAGUAAUCAAAGGGCUGACAUAGUGUGUGUGAUGGGGCGAGUGAAAGAGUUAUUGAAAGGGCAAAACAACUUGAUUCAGGGAUUUAAUUUGUUUCUACCGAAGGGAUAUGAAAUUAGCGUGGACGAGGAGAAGGCUUCUCCGGAAGAAAAGAUUUCUGAAUUUGAUGAAGCAUUUGAUUUUAUAACGCUAAUAAAAGAACGUGAUGAGCAUGUUUAUACAUCAUUUCUGGAUCUUGUAAAUAAGCACUGGGGGGAGCAGGACGUUGCUUCUAUUUUUUGGGACCAUCCAGAUUUGCUUGAGGAGUUCAAAAUUUUUUAACACACCGGAAUUGUAUUUGUCCCCAUCACUCCCACAAAUUGCAAAGGAUCAUAUAAGUAUAUACACAUGCCCAUAACAGCACCACCAAAAGUUACAUUUUAUUUUGUCCAUUGAGUUUUAUUCCACGUAUUUAAAAUUAAUAUUUUUAA
Messenger RNA from Gossypium arboreum, 855 nucleotides. Its product is annotated as paired amphipathic helix protein Sin3-like 2. Bases 146 to 706 code for a protein of 186 amino acids. The transcript is spliced from 5 exons. Lineage: Eukaryota; Viridiplantae; Streptophyta; Magnoliopsida; Malvales; Malvaceae. Gene Ontology annotation, cellular component: histone deacetylase complex; chromatin. Gene Ontology annotation, biological process: negative regulation of transcription by RNA polymerase II. The record is from RefSeq and is a predicted model, not a curated record. Gene Ontology annotation, molecular function: transcription corepressor activity.